Molecule: messenger RNA, 2650 nt
Organism: Nymphaea colorata (pocket water lily)
Lineage: Eukaryota; Viridiplantae; Streptophyta; Magnoliopsida; Nymphaeales; Nymphaeaceae
Product: protein ENDOPLASMIC RETICULUM-ARRESTED PEN3
Exons: 2
Coding region: 1115-2506 (463 amino acids)
Biological process (GO): protein homooligomerization
Molecular function (GO): protein binding
Source: RefSeq, a predicted model, not a curated record
CUGCCUCAGUACCCACAUUCCACCAUUCUUGCCUGCCCACGACCUUUCUCUCCAUGCUUGUUGAUGAAUAAUUGAUGCCUUCAUAACUUGAAGGGCGUAAUAUCUCACCCUGCUCAUCCAUCUCUAGCUCCAUGAAUUUGGUCUGCAGUUGCUCAAAGGGGGCAAGAUUGUCAUCUUCAUAUCCUCUGAUUGCGGCUGCCUGUUUUCGGAAUCUUCGCAUCGAAAUCAAAGCCCGGAUGGGGUGAGAAUCCAGCCAUCUGAAUUUCUCUCCCCCAAUAGAACAAUCAACUCAUAAAUCCCAAGUUUUCAACAUUUUUUGCACCUCCUUCUUUCUCCCGCUACCAAAAUUUUCAUCUAGAUCGACGGGGCGACCAUCGGCUUCUAAACUUUUCGAGCAAGAUGGUUUUCACAAAGGAAACAAGCACCUCUACCCAUAACCUCUGCCUCCCAACUCCCGCGGGAGAACACGCAACUUCUUCACAGCUUUCAGAAACUCUCCUCCGUUCCUAAAACCGAAGUGAAAGAUCUCUUGCACCAGUAGUGAAGUUAUGAAUCAAGAUGGAUGGUCGUGAUUUCAUACCUGAUCCAUGUACCCCUAGAGGCCGUUUGAAUUCGAGUUACUGCACUGUUCGGCGGUCGUCUGAAGAAAGAUCGGCCUCCCGGUGACCUCUCUAGCGUUACUGGCUUCCUGCCCUGCUGCCGACCGGUAUUCUAGCCUUCUAUUAAUCUCCAACGUCUCCGUGACCAUCUGCAUUCCAGGAUCUCAAAACAAACAACACUAGCAAACAAUGUUCUUGUUAUCAAAAAGUGGAUAGAAUGGACUGUACGCGACACAAAAAUAAGCAGAAUACAGAACAGAAGGAAAACAUCGAACAGAACAGGUUGCUGAACAGACAAAAGUGAAACAAACACAGGAAGGAAGGGACGUGGUAUUUCAUUCCUAAAAUCAGACUGAAACCACCAUUGACAAGAUAAACAGGACAGUGUUGUCAUGGGUAGGACGUCAUGUCCAUUUUGUCCGAGGAGAUAAUUAUCAAACAACCAAACGAGCUUUGACACAUUUCACCAAAGCUCCAAACCACCACCAUUUGGACAUAUAUUUACUCUGUCGACAAUGGCUGCCUUGGACAACCAAAGAAUCGAGGUACCCGGAACUGUGAAAUUCAACGUGGGUGGUCGACUCUUCGAGACCACGCUUCCCACCAUUCAAUCCGGGGGCCUCGAAUCCCUCCUUUCUGUUCUUGCCUCCACAACCGCUGAAUGGCCAACCUUCAUCGACCGCGACCCUGGCAUCUUCUCCAUAUUACUCUCCCUCCUCCGCACCAACCACCUCCCUGCCUCUUUUUCCGGCAAUUUCACCAUCCGCGAGCUCGUGGAAGAGGCCUCCUUCUACGGCAUCGAGUCCAUUCUCCACUCUGCCCUUUCUCCUCCACCGCUCAAUGGCAUCGACGCCGCCGUUUCAACCGUCAUUUCCCACAGAAUGCGAGCCCCACCAUCCACUUUCGCCGUCUUCGAUGAUAGCACCGAUGACAGAUCCCUCCUCAUCGCUCACGCCGGUAGGAUCUCCGCCUUCGAUUGGUCGCUCUCCCCAGCCGGAACCCUUCGCACCCACUUGGACCGGAUCACUUCUCUUUCCCCCGUCCGAUCGGAAACUACUGCAAUCGGGUCAACAGAUGACCCAGGCCUACACUUCUACAAUCUGGCCACUAGGCGCCAUGCUGGUUCGGUCUACUGGACAGACCCCACGGAUCUCCGAGUCCAGAAGGCAUGGAUCACGGCCGUGUCACCGUCACCGGCCGGCACCGUCUUUGCCGGUUUCGAGUCGCCCCAUAUGGAAAAUUGCAUUCUUGCAGUUGAUCCCAUCACACUUCGGCCUGUGGCAGAGCUAGAGAGACGUUCUAGGAGCUCUGCCCGGACCAUGGCCCCAACAAAGUUGCGGUUCUUGCCGGAAUCCGGCGUGUUGAUGGCAAGCGCUGUGAGCUCCGGCGCCUUUGGUUAUUGCGGGUACGUCCGGAUAUUGGAUCCACGAGUUGGGUCAGUCGUCUGGGAGACCGCUGAACCGGGUUCGGGUCGGGCUAGUCGCUAUGGCGAUCCACUUAUUGAUGCGGACGCAGACGAUGACUUGCGGGCCAUCUACAAGGUUUGUUCGAAAUCGGGUGACGUGGCAUUCGCUGAUUUGCGGAAGCUGGGUGAGGGGGACCCAUGGGUCUACUUGGAAGAGAAGAACACCAACUUGAGGAAUUGCGGGUCGGGUCAAGGGAGCUCCAUUUGCUGUUACCAGAGGCAAGUGUUUGUGAGCAGGAAUGGAGGGGAAUUGGAGGUGUGGUCCGGACAGAGUAAAUGGAUCGGGUCACACCGGCGGAACCUUGUCGAUAAAUUGUCGCCGGAAAAGGGCUUGAUCGUAAAGAUGGCCGGUGGCAGCAACCGGCUGUUCGUAAGCCGGCAAGGCCUUGAAGGUGUGGAAGUAUGGGAGAGCAAAAAUGGAUCUGGUUGCAUUAGGUGUUAGGUCAUCCAAUUCUUACAUUGUAAGAAAGUGGAGCUCAAGCCCACCCUCUUCAGUUUGUUUGGCUCGUUUACUUGCCUUAAUUAUGUAUGUAUGGUUGUAGUACAAAAUAAUAAGCAAUUUCAGGGGUUAAUUAUGUCCCUUUUA